GCACCGGGGACUUCCCAUGCGGCGGUCCUGCUGCGUACCGCGCCUUUCAUCCCCUCGAGCGCGGGAGGGACAGCUCACCAAAGCCAGUCUAUUUCUCGGCCGAAAACCACGAACUGGGUCUUCCUAAAAAAUGUGCCCCCACCACUGAUCACCAAGCAGUACUCCUUACGGUCCUACUCCCAUCCAUCCUGUGAUCUCUUCUUUCUCCACUCCAGUGAGCCAUGUUGUGAAUUGUUAUAAACAAGGACCAAAAACAUCAUAGGUACAUACAAAAGCACCAUCCCAGCUCCAUUACAAGAACAUGUAUCUGCUUACAAAAAAGCUAGACAAAAGAUGUAACAAGCAAGUUGUCCCCCUGGUUGAAUCUUCUUUUCUCCCAAAGAUACCGAACCAGAUCAGCAUACCUCCCUUGCACCCAACGCAUACCUCUCCCUGUACAUGUACAUGCAGCUGCCGCUUCUACCCCUAGAGAACCCCGGCAACCACAGGGUCCUACCGCCGGCCAUAUAAGCACACGCCAUCUAGUCCAUCCACUCGAUCCCCGAGAUAGAUUCUGGUUUGCUCUUUUGGUCGUGUGUGCAGUGCGCUCGGUCGUGUGGUCGAUCGAUCAUGUCGAUGGCGCAGCAGGGGCAGGGGCAGGGGCAGGGGGCGGCAACGUCGCUGCCGCCGGAGUUCCGGUUCCACCCGACGGACGAGGAGCUCAUCCUGCACUACCUCUGCAACCGUGCCGCAGCCGCACCGUGCCCCGUCCCCAUCAUCGCCGACCUCGACAUCUACAACUUCGACCCAUGGGACCUCCCUUCCCAGGCGGUGUACGGCGACAACGAGUGGUACUUCUUCAGCCCGCGGGACCGCAAGUACCCUAACGGCAUCCGCCCCAACCGCGCCGCCGGCUCCGGCUACUGGAAGGCCACCGGCACCGACAAGCCCAUCUACGACGCCGCCACCGGCCAGGGCGUCGGCGUCAAGAAGGCUCUCGUCUUCUACAAGGGCCGCCUGCCCAAGGGCACCAAGACGGCAUGGAUCAUGCACGAGUACCGCCUCGCCAUCGACCCCCUCGCCGUCGUCGUCAACACCUACAGGCCCAUCAAGUUCCGCAACAUAUCCAUGAGGGUAUGUAUGUAAUGUGGCUUCCAUC
Molecule: messenger RNA, 1138 nt
Organism: Hordeum vulgare subsp. vulgare (domesticated barley)
Lineage: Eukaryota; Viridiplantae; Streptophyta; Magnoliopsida; Poales; Poaceae
Product: NAC transcription factor NAM-B1-like
Exons: 2
Coding region: 610-1125 (171 amino acids)
Biological process (GO): regulation of DNA-templated transcription
Molecular function (GO): DNA binding
Source: RefSeq, a predicted model, not a curated record